Ictalurus furcatus (blue catfish) is the source of this 1957-nucleotide messenger RNA. RefSeq names its product cholinergic receptor, nicotinic, beta 4 (neuronal) (gene chrnb4). The coding region runs from base 19 to 1500 and encodes 493 amino acids. Gene Ontology annotation, biological process: monoatomic ion transmembrane transport; regulation of membrane potential; chemical synaptic transmission. Gene Ontology annotation, molecular function: acetylcholine-gated monoatomic cation-selective channel activity; transmembrane signaling receptor activity. The transcript has 5 exons. Lineage: Eukaryota; Metazoa; Chordata; Actinopteri; Siluriformes; Ictaluridae. The record is from RefSeq and is a predicted model, not a curated record. Gene Ontology annotation, cellular component: neuron projection; postsynaptic membrane; synapse.
GAGUCAGAAGAGCGGCUCAUGAACUGGCUCCUCUCAAAGGAUCGUUAUAACAACCUCAUCCGGCCUGCCCUGAACAGAACGGAAAGAGUGACCGUGAAUCUGCAGGUCUCUCUGGCACAGCUCAUCAGCGUGAAUGAGAGGGAGCAAAUCAUGACGACAAACGUAUGGCUCACACAGAACUGGAAUGAUUACAGACUGUCGUGGGACCCGUCCAAAUACGAGGGAAUUGACAAGCUCCGAAUUCCCUCCCGACACAUCUGGCUACCUGACAUUGUAUUAUACAAUAAUGCUGAUGGCACGUAUGAGGUGACAGUCUUCACCAACGCUAUCGUGCUGUUUAACGGCAGCAUCGCCUGGCUUCCUCCUGCCAUCUACAAGAGCGCCUGUAAGAUUGAGGUCAAGCACUUCCCCUUUGACCAGCAGAACUGCACACUAAAGUUCCGCUCAUGGACGUACGACCACACGGAGCUCGAUCUUGUCCUAAAAUCUGACGUGGCCAGUAUGGAUGACUUCACUCCUAGUGGAGAGUGGGACAUUUUAGCUCUGCCAGGAAGGAGGACAGUCAACCCUCAUGACCCGACUUACGUGGACCUGACGUAUGACUUUAUCAUCAAGCGAAAACCUCUCUUCUACACCAUCAACCUCAUCAUCCCCUGCGUCUUGAUCACCUCUCUGGCCAUCCUGGUUUUCUAUUUACCAUCUGAUUGUGGUGAGAAGAUGACCCUGUGCAUCUCUGUCCUCCUGGCCCUCACUGUCUUCCUCUUACUGAUCUCCAAAAUUGUUCCUCCGACAUCCUUGGAUGUCCCUCUAAUUGGCAAGUACCUGAUGUUCACCAUGGUGCUGGUGACCUUCUCCAUCAUCACGAGUGUAUGCGUACUCAACGUGCAUCAUCGAUCCCCGAGUACGCAUACCAUGCCGAAGUGGGUGAAGCUGGUCUUCCUGGACAAACUUCCCAUGUUGCUUUUUAUGCGAAGGCCUGAAGGGCUCUCAUCCCGGCAGAGGUUACGCCAGCGGAGACAUCUCAAAGGUAAUAAGGCCUUGCUUGGGCUUAGGUGUGGAGCUCCCUGUAAGUCAGGAAUGUCCUCUUCCGCCUCAGUCUUGCUUGCUGCAUCUUCAUCAUCAGUGCUGUCUUCACCAGGACACUUUUACAACAAAGGGACUAGCUUUUACAGGAAAGGUGAUCAGCGGGCUACAGAGUUCCUGCCCAACCAGGGAGACAUGAGAGGAGGUGGAGGGCAAUCAGAUCUGGGGGCAGAUGUUCAAGAAGCAGUGGAUGGAGUUCGUUAUGUAGCUGACCACAUGAUGGGAAAUGAUGAUGAUCAGAGUGUCAUUGAAGACUGGAAGUACGUCGCCAUGGUGGUGGAUCGGCUGUUUCUCUGGAUCUUUGUAAUUGUGUGUGUGGUCGGGACGUUGGGCCUUUUCCUUCAGCCAGUCUUCCAGCACCAGGCAGUUCCUGUCUCUCAGCCGAAUGUUGAAUCCGCUAGGAGGGAUGGGAUGUAAAGAAUGCAUCAAUAUGGGAUGACAAAUACCAGGUCUAAAUUUCCAAAAAGGCAUUGAAAAAGGACUUGUGGUAUAAUCUUGAAGACGGUUUUCUUUUAAUAUGAAGGAUAAAUCAGUCUUGAAUGAUGGAUAGAAACGAUGAAGACUUUAUAAUGGAUGGCUGAAUGCUUUCAGGAUUACAGCACAAGUCAAAUCACCUUGACUGAUUUCUUUAGACCCUGAAAAACGCCUAUAGGCAUCCAACCAGGGCGAAAAAUGUCACGGAUUUUUGAUUAGACAUCGUCAAGGUCAUCGAUUAGCUAACAUCACUUGCCUUCAUAAUUAAGUCCACUGAUAUGCACAGCCAGUGGUGCUUCAAGGUAAUAAGAUUAUAUUAGGACACUUCAUCUUAAGACGAGGUCACUGUUCUGGUCAGAAAAAUAUUCUUUCAAUAAACCAUGAAUGAAAUAUUUAUCAG